AUGGGCAAGGGAGGCGCCAGAAGACCGGCGACCCCGGAGAUCGAUCUGGACCACCUCUACGACGUGCUGGCGAAGGUCGUGAGGGAGCAGGAGCACCUGAGCUUCCACGGGUACCAGACACUGCGGCGAACCCAGGCAUGCAGUGGUGCAGACAUGGCCCAGCUGGAGAGCCUCCUCGAAGCCUUGGUGAACUGCCAGCCGCUCUUGAUCUUCAAGUACGGAGAUCUCAAGGCCACGUACCAGAAGCUCCUCCAGAACUUCCCGGUGCUGAAGAGCUCCCACCCUGUGGCAGUGGCGCCGCACUUGGCUGGGAAGUACGCCGAAUGGACCAUGACGCUUUGCAGCCAUGCCAGGAGGUUGCGAGAUGAGAAGCGGUUCCAGGAGGCCUCGAAGAACUUGACGCAGUCGCAGGUGCAGAAGCUGACGUCGAUCAAGCAGAUGAUUGAAAACGGUGCCCUCGAGUACGGCGAGUACGAGGACAAGAAGUACACCGUGAAGUCUGGCAACAAGAAGCUGAAGAAGGUCAAGAAGGUCUUGAAGAAAGAGAAAGCAAAAAAACGAGCACAGGGAUCCUCAGAGGACACGAAGGUGAAGAAAAAGAAGAAGGCCACAUCUUCGGAUGAGGAGACUCUGCAGAAGCUUGCUGCUGCAGCGGACAUGGCCUCGGACGACAGCAUGGACACAGAGGAGCUCCUGGACUUGGAGGUGCCGCUCACCCCGAAGAAGGGCAAGAAGAAGGACAAGCUCAGAGAAGAGGCAGAAGCUGUGUCGCCUAUCCCUUCGAGAAAGAAAAGUAUCAAAACGCUGGUGAAGCAAGACAAAAAGAAGUGCAAAGACGAGACGGAGGAGAAGGCAAAGCAGAAAGAAAAGAAAGUCUUGAAGAAGCCCGCCGCCGCAAGAAAGAUGCCGCCGAGAAUCCUCUCCGGAGUCUUCAAGGAUGUGAUCCUCAUGGCUUACAAGGAAGGUCGCUGGGCAGUCCGUGUCAGAGGAGGGCGACAGCUGUUUCAGAUCUCCAAGUUCUCCGAAGCGAAGAACAAGAUCCAGGCGACCAAGCUCAUCAAGAUGCCCCAGGCUGGCACGGACUUGAAGGAGCGGAGCUGGUUCGGUAGGCCCCGACGCUCCUUGGGUGCGCGGGCCGAACCGCCACCCAAGGAAGAGCCGGCAGAGCGGGUUGCCCCGCCUGCCUCCAAGAGCAGGAGCAAGCAGCCCCCGGGCGAGUGGACCCACGAGUCGAAGGCCCUACCAAAAGGCGCUCUGGCAGCGAAGGCCCCAACGGUAAAGGCGCCGCCGCGUUGCCUUGGGCCACCGCCUCCGCUGAGGGAGGAACCUAAGGCCGCACAGCCAGGGCCAGCAGAGCCCGAGGCUGCGGUACCUCCCGAGCUCCGGAGCAGGAGCAAGAGCCCACCUCGGACUCAGGCACGCGGCUCGCAACAGGCCAGCGACUCCUUGGGAAGGCAACCCAAGGCUGGCGGAGCAAUCAGCCAGGCCAUCUUCGACACCUCAAGCGGCUUAUCCGCCCCCUCGCAGGGCGACCCCGUGGUCGAGGCCCUGUGCGGGGAAGUCGCAACUCUUAGGGGGUUGUUGGAGAGCCAAGCGCAGCAGCUGCAGGCUGCGAUUGGCGAGCUGUCGGCCCAGAGACAACAGGGCCUAGCUGCAGCAGCCGCCACGGUGGCAGCCGCUACGGCGGCACCCGCUGCGCCCGCGCAGGCGAGCGGUGGAGGGCACUUGCUAAAGAGCAUGCGGCUCCCGACCUCCCUUAAGGGGCGAGACGACUGGGAGCGCUUUGCCUUUCAGGCAGAGUCCUACCUGGCGGUCGUGGACACCAGGUAUCCAGCAGAGCUGGAAAUAGCUCGAAAGUGCAAGGUGCCACUCCAAACGGCAGCCAUGACCGAGGAAGUGCGGACCCUCAGCGACUCCGCCACAGCUGUAAAGCUGGCGCGCGGAGUGAAGGGCCAGAAUGGGUUCGAGCUCUGGCGUCUCCUGUGGCAGGAGCACAAUCCAGAGAACGAGUCCAAGAACCUCACCUGGAGGCGGACCCUGCUGAUGCCGAAGUUCCCGCCAAAGGAGAGUGACUUCUCUUUGGCUCUGCAGGAAUGGGAGGCAGAUGUGGACCGCUAUGCCUCCGAGUAUGGCGCAGGGCGCGCCCUAGCAGACGAAGAUCUGCGGGCAGUGCUGGUGACCGAGAGCCCCAACGCUCUUCGGCAACACCUCGCUAUGCACGCGGCGAGUCUUUCGACUUAUGCCGAGGUGAGGGAAGUAGUGGUGAGCUACUUGCAAGCCAAAAGGGUCUGGACCCCGAGUGCGGGCUACGCCGCCUCUUCCCGAAGGGACCCUAACGCCAUGGACAUUGGCAGAAUAGGGGACCGAGACGGAAAAGAAGGGAAGGGCAAAGGCGACAAAGGCAAGAAAGGGGACAAGGACCACAAAAAAGGCAAGGGCGACCACGACCACAAAGGCAAGAAAGGGGACAAAAAGGGGAACCAGCAAGGAGGCAGAGACGGCAAAGAGAGAUGCCCCAUCUGCUGGAAAACGGGGCACACCGUGAAAGAGUGCUGGUUCAACGCCAAGGGAAAAGGCAAAGGCAACAAAGGCCAGGUGGCCCAGGUGGCCGACGACGCGGCCACGACGGUGUCAACAGCCUCCUUGGCGACUGCGGGUCCCGGAGGAAGCACUGGCGGGUCUGGCGGCAAAGGCCAGGUACGCCAGGUGCGCGACGACCGCAUCUUAGGUGUGCGGUUUGCCCCGCCUCACGACACCGAGCCAAAAGAGGAAAAGAUCCUCAAGGUGUCGGGGAGUCUUCUUGUGGACUCCGGGGCGUUUCCCGACCUGCAGCCCGCAGAUUUUCAGCUCCGUCCUCCAUCUCGCUUGCCCAUCAUGCCUUUGCAGUCGGAUGUGCGAGAGCGGCUGCAGGCUUUCCUUCGAGAAGCCUCGGAUGGCGACGGCCUUGUCCGAAUCGUGGAGAACUGCUUGAACUACUUGAAGUCCAAGCAUCUCUUGACCUCCAUGAAGUUGGAGGCGAGCCUUGUGGGGAUCCAUCCCUGCAACCGGGAUGGGUACGGAGUGAAUCCACAAGACGUUCGUGAUCUUGUGGACUCGAUUGUCGAUGUGGGCUAUGUCCCCACACGUGUGCAUGCGGUCGGUGUCGAAGUCGAAGGAGACUGGGUCCGGCAGUGGAACAAGAAGCUGUUCGAGUCAGCCCACGGUCUUCUCGGAAGCCUUGAGCCGGAAGCGAUCAAGAUCACUUCGAUCUGCGGAUCACAUACCAAUUGCGCUUUGCGACUUUUUCAACAAGGUGCAAGCCACGGCAACGAGGUCGUGAGUGUGGGUGGAAAGCUCAGCAUGGAGCUUCUUCGUGCUCGGGAUGCUUCGUUCCACGAAGCAGCUGAUCAAGGCCUGACGUGGGACGUGAUCUCCUCCUCCGUGGCGGAAGAGUUCCCAGAGCUGAUCAGCUUGAUAUCCCGGUCAGGCAACACAUCGCUUCAACGAGGAGAACAUGAGCUACAAGUACUCCGUCGCAUCCAUUCCACGUACUACCGCUUGCAGACUCAGACUGGCCAAGCACCGGUUUUUGCAUCUCUGAAGAAGUUGAUAUUGGCCAGCAAACCAAGCUGCCAUGCCUCCGUACCCCACAUGUUUACGUUUUGUCUGAAGGCUUCCGGGGGUGCCGAUGCGAGCUUCCUUCAGGAGACGGAGUCCUUUGCGCGGGCUUACUGCCCUUCUUCUCGGCAAUUGGGGCCUGUCCUGUGGGAGGCUUUCGGGCAAGAUUGCCGAGGGCACCAGUCAGAUCCCGUUGCAGCAUUUCGCCAUGCACUCAUGAAGCAGGCAUACUUGAGGCAGAAUGUGACCAUUGCUGAUGUGAAGAAGAUGACUUCUAAAGAACUCUUCCCCAAGGUCAAGGAAGCUGACAACAUGAUCCUCACGGUCAGGGGCAUCUUAAGGGAUGGAGCUCGCGAUUUCAUGACGGAUUCGCGGGUCGUGCAAGCUCUGGCCACUAUGGAUAUGACGAUAGCAUCGCACGUCCUCGGCAUCAAGGUGCCGGACGAGAAAAAGUACAAAACAGUCCAAGCGAUUGGGCACGAUUUUUUGCUCGUGGCAAGAAACCUGACCGGUGUUGCACUCCCUUUGCCAUGGGAGUCGGUGUCUGAGCAAAGUGAACCAGCUGCAACUGCAGCGACUGCUUCCCAGCCUUCUGCUGCAGGUGUGAUGCUUGAGCUUGCUGAAGACGGCAGUAUCAAGGAACCUGAGAAGAUAUUGGCCUCCAAGGGUUUCGCUAUGGGUGCACACAUCCGUCGCAAGGUUGACAAAAUCGAGGGAGUUCUUUCAGAAGUGAAAGGUCAGAUGGUCUUUGUGAAGAUGGCUUCGGGAAAGACGGCCAAGGUGGAUCUCAAUGUUAUCCUGGCUGGAGAUUGGGUCGUGUUUGUUCCUCGUGUGCAGCCCACAAUGCUAGACAGCUUGGACCAGUACCAGCACCAUGUGGAUUUUGAUGCCAGCAUUCUUGCAUCGAAGAUUCAGCUUGAGCUCUACAAGCUUCACCAGUCCAUGGAGUGUGGAUCGGAGCACCUGAAAUUGCAGCUGAAGCCUUCGAGGAUGUUGCUUGCCAACUCGGACAUCAAGAAACUCUGCAUGGUGCCCAUGACCAACAAGGUCGUGCAGAAAUCCCAGGGCCAAGGCAACACCAUGUUUGAGGUGCAGACGGACUGGCAAGGAGACGACCGCAAGUUUUGGCUUUCCGGAGCCAACAUUCUACCCAAAGAUAACGACGACGACACUUGCAAACAUGUGGUAGUUCCCUUUUGGUUGGUGCAGCACAGCCAUCAGGAAGAGGAUUGCAAUGUGAAGCUUGUUUGGAUUGCGGGAACAGAGAAGAGCAUCAAGAUUCCGGUUUUUAAGAACACCAAGAAGAUCCCGGAAGGCAGCCCCAUUGUGGCUUUCAGAUCUAAAACGGUGCAGGUGGCUCCCUUGGAGGAAGUGGAGGACGACCACAAGACUUCGGCGCAGAAAAGAGCAUCGGCGAGCUCAGGUGGCUCCAGCAAGAAGGCUCAGAAGAAGUGA
Molecule: messenger RNA, 5052 nt
Organism: Symbiodinium sp. CCMP2592
Lineage: Eukaryota; Dinophyceae; Suessiales; Symbiodiniaceae
Source: the annotation of a GenBank genome assembly